Epinephelus fuscoguttatus (brown-marbled grouper) is the source of this 1427-nucleotide messenger RNA. It is a transcript of the gene tefm, whose product is annotated as transcription elongation factor, mitochondrial. Gene Ontology annotation, molecular function: nucleic acid binding; DNA polymerase processivity factor activity. Lineage: Eukaryota; Metazoa; Chordata; Actinopteri; Perciformes; Serranidae. Gene Ontology annotation, cellular component: mitochondrial nucleoid. Gene Ontology annotation, biological process: transcription elongation by mitochondrial RNA polymerase; mitochondrial transcription. Bases 126 to 1256 code for a protein of 376 amino acids. The record is from RefSeq and is a predicted model, not a curated record. The transcript is spliced from 5 exons.
ACCAAUGGCAGUGGUGUUGUUGGUGUUCCGCCGGCGGAUUGAAAACGUCGGACAAGCUGAGGGCAAAGUUGUCCAAUCUAUAUGAUGUUGUAGCUAAAACAAACGAUUAUUUAUCUUAAUUAACGAUGAUGUGGGUGGCCAGACGGUUUCUGUCUACGGUGGCCCAGAGAAGUCAGUAUGCGGGACAGUCUGGUUUAUUCCGCCGCCCACAGCACGGCAGCCUCCCUGAGCUGGAGCUGCGGUAUCUCCAGUGCACAUGCUGCUGGCGGAGCAGGGUUCCCGUGGCAGGCUUUGAGACCCUGAACGCCACCAUCUCCUCCAACUCCACCUCUGAGCACUGCAAAGAGGACACCAGAUCCCUGGAUGAGUGCUAUACCUCCGAGCAACGAGACACCAUUCUCCAGCUGCUCAACAACGCCACACCGUCAGAGCUGGCCGGCGUCAAGCUCCUGAGAGGCCGCAAGUCUAUCAACAUUGUGGAGUACAGGACUAAAAACGGGCCCUUUAAAACUCUGGAGAGUGUGGUCAAUGUGCCGCUGCUGAAGCACAAAAGUGCUGUGGUAGUGUUCAACUCCAUCCUAAACCCGGUGAAGAAGGAGAGGAAAGUGAGGAUUCAGUUGGCCAAGUUUAUCAGACCAGAGGUUGACAAGUCAUGGCUGGAGGAUGCCAGCUCAAUUGUGUCAAUAGUGUGUGGGACUAAUAAAAUUGCCUGGGCUCAUGUGGACCGUGGGAUGACGGUGCUGGAAUGGCAGCAGCUGGACUGUCCUAAUUUCCUGAGGGGGACAUACUUGGCUUCUGCUUACUUGAAUGAUGUCUCCGCGGUCCUGGCACACCUCCCAUCAGCUGACUUCUACAUCAUUGAGAAGUCCUCCAUCUCAGUCCAGAAUACGGCUCUUUUCCCCAUCAUGGCCCACAUGAGGGCUGUGGAGGCCAUGCUGUUUGCUCUGCUUGAGCCAAGAAACUCACCACCUGAUUCCAACAUUCCUCCCAGAGUCCUAAACAUGAUGCGUACUGCUGUGGGACGUCACUUUGGACUCAUGGUGGGCGAGUCGCGGACCAGCGGGGCACAGACAGUGCGACAGCUGAUGACUGAGUCGGUAACACAGAAGCUUCCCAGGAUAAACUUCCCCCCGGAGCUGCUGCUGAAGCACAGCAAUUCUUUCCAGAUGGGCAGCAAGAGAGGAGGGGAGGAACUCUGCGAUGCUCUGCUUCAGGCAGUGGCUUUUUAUGAGCUGCUCAGUGAAGCUUCCGGUUAACCACCACAUGGACCCACCUCCUGGACCCACCUCAUGGCCACAUGAUAAAUAACAUCCACUAAAGCAAACCUCUUGAGCCUUUUUGGACUUUUACCAAACGGUUACCCCUUGAACAGAUUUGGUGGCGGUUAAUGGUACAUUUAAGUAUUAAAUAUUUUUAUUGUUACAAAA